Messenger RNA from Colletotrichum lupini, 2778 nucleotides. RefSeq lists its product as uncharacterized. Lineage: Eukaryota; Fungi; Ascomycota; Sordariomycetes; Glomerellales; Glomerellaceae. The record is from RefSeq and is a predicted model, not a curated record. The transcript is spliced from 24 exons. The coding region runs from base 1 to 2778 and encodes 925 amino acids.
AUGUGUCUCCUUACUGUCAUUGGUUAUCGCCCUGCUGAGCCUCUCGAUCACCUCUCUUGCUCGCCCCGAUUAUGGUUCAAUGGUGGUGCCGCCCUUCGCAUCACCCAAAAUAUCUAUAAUGGGUUCCUGUCCUCGAGGGGCGGCGCUUGUCCCCAUGGUCUGAAGCGCUGCCGCGGGGGCACACACACCCGCGUCUCCCAUCUCCCCUAUGUGUGCUUAUUUGACAGCUCGAGGUUGCAAUCUACGUUUGGUAACGGAAAGACUCCAGGAGCGUCUUUCAGACACUAUUUUCGUCUACAUGUGUUUUCUGUUUUAGGUGGCCUGGGUGCAUCGUUGGUUAUUCUUGUCCGUUUCUUCUUUGCGACUCUGUUCGCGCAAACGGCGCAGUCAGAGAAUGACACCUCGGCGAAACUGAUGUUUACACAACAACGAUACUUCUUUGCCGCCUCUGACCAUCCACAUUGCCCCGGCCAGGGGAACAAAUGCCGUAAUGGGAAGAUGUGCCUGCUUUCAGCAUCUAGCGCGCCUUCUUUCCCCCAUGCCGCACGCUUGUAUCCUUCCAACGGUUGUCGGCAAAGGGUCGUUUCCCCUCGAAAGGCGGGGGAAACGAAGCGCAUGUGGCACUACCAUCCGUGGUGUCCGGACCCUUCACUCGUCGUUGGCCGGCGAUAUGCCCCGCGCCGCGCUCUUUCACUGCGGGAGAACCGCCGGGUCGCCGCCUACUGCAGGAACUGUAUCGGACGGAAGGCGUAUGACUUAGCGAUUUACCGCCAUCGUCGCUUGGGGCUUGACCAUGAGGGUAUCAUCACGAGUCGCACGUUAGGUCAGCAAGUCGCUCCCUGCUUCGGCUUCCGUGUCACAGUCUCCUAUGCGAAGAAGUUCGCCAUUGUAAUUCUGAACAGCUUCCUGUGCCUCGGGAUGUUCGCUGCAGGUCUGCGGCGGCGCGCAAGCCAGUCCGAGACAGCAGCAAUUCUGAAGUCAGCCCCCACGCAUCCUCGGCGGCAGCGGACGGGAAGGCCUCACCUGAGUCACCAAGCCCCCCUCGGUGGUCUCAGUCAAUCUCCAGAAGCCUUCAUGCUGGACUCGUUAUCCCUCCGUGGUCGGCGGAAAUCGCGGGCUUACGGAAAGAUUUGGGGAUUUUGGUAUGGCUUGGGACGGGCCGCCGCCCGUCACAUUAAAGUCUUCCCUCCAACAACGAUGACUUUUCGUCAGGUUGGCGCAAUUACUGAAUGGGGUCUUAUUUCAGACAGACUAGACGGCUAUUGUCACUUCCUACGUGAGGCUUUCGGCUUUGCUCAGUCGACACAAAUGUUCGGGCCUUUCGCUCUUCUAGCUUUUGCGUAUCUCGCGAUUGCGGGCCGAGAUGCUCAAGCGACAUUUACGUGGCGUGAUAUUACAUAUCUUGCAGAGACUGGUGGUCAGACGUGGGCUGACGACAUCACUUUCGGUGAGGUUGUGGAGAAAUAUGUCUGCAACAUCGGUGAGGUUUCGAACGAAGUAGACGGCGGCGAAGUCAAUUUCCAUAACAGCAGGAUCCGGGGGAAGCCAGAGAUCGUUCCCAUGAUCGCUGCCGCCAGCGUAUCCUCGUUGAAGAACUGCAAUGCCGGGUGGCUUACGGAUACUACCUCUCUAUCUUGGAACCUACUCCUUAUGUCCAAGGGUGACUGGCAUAUCGCUCGUCAAGGUUGGUGGGUAUUCGAUGACAUACACAGCGACAAGGACGCGAGGAAUAGGCCGCUGUUGAACCCUCCGCCUGCCAAUGAUGAACCACGACAUAGCAUCACCAAGUGUCUAGUUCUUUGGCUUCCGCUUAUGCGGAAGCCUGAUACAAGACGCUACAUAAACUCACAGGUCAGCUCCCCAAGUGACGGACAUUGUACCUACUCGAUUCCUAGAUUGUUUGAUGAGCUUACCACAGAACUCGAUACAACGUGUUCAUGUUCGGCAUCUGCUGCCAAAAGAUAUGCCAAGAUGAAAACCAACACGAUUCUGUGCCUUGGACCUGAGCGGCGGACGCAGGCAGCCGUUCGGCUUCAAAAGAGCCCGCUGUCUCUGUGUAGCUUUGGGAAACAUGGCAUGAAUACUGUGUUCCGUUUCCGACCCAAGAAGGGGACAUAUUUCAACACGGCUACGACCGACACGAACUCGGAAUGGGUAUCACGUUUGUGCGAUGAAGUCAAAUUUGCUGUCUCGCCUGCCCAUUCCAUAAACCGGCCUCUCACGCCAUUCUUCGCGUCUUCUUUCCAUCACAGAAAAGCCAAAGAUCAUGCUGAGAUUCUCGGGGUCGCCGGAUCAAGCCAUAGGGAUUCAAGAGUACAACAGGUUGUAGACCAAUGCCACGAGCCAGGCUUAGCGAUCGCGCGGCCCGACAAAUCUCGCAGUCAGCGGAGGCCGCAACCCGAGCCGAAGCUAGUAGACGCGGUGCCACGCAGGACAGCCUCGGACGGGGUCGUUCAGCAGGACCCAUGGUGUUUCCAUGGUGACACGAUACUCGGCUUACCCUCGCACUGCGCGGUGGGCGGGACCAGGCAUGUCCCGUGGGGAGAGAGAUCUUGUCUAUUCCUGGGUACCGUCGUACAGGAUGUUGUGACGCGACAGGGAGGAAACCGGGAUGAUAUUUCAGCGAGAGAGGGGCCGUACGGCCGACGUGGGUCCUCGGACACUGUUGGACAGGUCGUUCAAGUUCUUCCUGGUUUCCAUUUAUUACGAACUGCGGAUUCUGGCUUCGGAUCAGCAGUCACAAGGCGCUCCUUCACGGAUCGAGACAGCCACGCGUAA